Molecule: messenger RNA, 1580 nt
Organism: Gossypium raimondii (Peruvian cotton)
Lineage: Eukaryota; Viridiplantae; Streptophyta; Magnoliopsida; Malvales; Malvaceae
Product: cyclin-D3-1
Exons: 4
Coding region: 222-1346 (374 amino acids)
Biological process (GO): mitotic cell cycle phase transition; regulation of cyclin-dependent protein serine/threonine kinase activity
Cellular component (GO): nucleus; cytoplasm; cyclin-dependent protein kinase holoenzyme complex
Molecular function (GO): cyclin-dependent protein serine/threonine kinase regulator activity
Source: RefSeq, a predicted model, not a curated record
AUAAAAAUUGAAUCCCCUCUUUCCUUUAUUUCGUUUUUGUUCUAUGCCUUUUGCUCUUCCUCCAAGCUCUCUCUAUCCCCGUCUAUACACCUAUAUUAUUACCCUCUCUACACUCUCUUCCAUCACUUCCCCUACCCAGUACUUGAGAGAUAUGGGUCUCUUAAGCUCCUUUCCUUCAUGGAUUUUUUCUUCUGUAUACUGAGCUAAGCAAAGACAAGAAGAUGGCAAUACAGCAAUAUGAACAGCAGCAACAACAACAAGAGAAUCACCCUUCCUUCUUGCUAGAUGCUCUCUACUGUGAGGAAGAAGCGGAUGCAGGGGAAGUUUUAGAGGAAGAGAGUUCUUGUGUGGGCUGUAACAAUGGCGGAAACCCUUCAUUUUUCCCACUGUUGUUGUUAGAGCAGGAUUUGUUUUGGGAAGACGGGGAGCUUCUUUCACUUUUUGCUAAAGAAACAGAGCAGCAGCCGUCUUGUUUCAAUGUGGGAACCGAUGAGUCCCUAGCAAUGGCUCGCCGAGAGGCUGUCGAGUGGAUGCUUAAAGUCAAUGCUCGAUUUGGAUUCACCACUCUCACGGCUGUACUUUCCAUUAACUAUUUGGACAGGUUCUUAAGUACCUUUCAGUUUCAAAGAGAUAAUCCUUGGAUGAUCCAACUCCUGGCUGUCACUUGUCUCUCUUUGGCUGCAAAAGUUGAAGAGACACAAGUGCCUCUGCUCCUAGACCUACAAGUGGAGGAGACGAAGUAUGUUUUCGAGGCCAAAACUAUACAAAGAAUGGAGCUUUUGGUGCUCUCCACACUGAAAUGGAAGAUGCAUCCAAUUACACCCCUUUCAUUUCUAGAUCACAUCAUAAGAAGACUUGGGUUGAAAACCCACCUCCAUUGGGAGUUUCUUAAGCGAUGUGAGCGUCUCCUCCUCUGUGUAAUCUCUGAUUCAAGAUCCAUUCAUUAUCUUCCCUCUGUAUUGGCUACUGCAACCAUGAUGCACGUCAUAGACCAAGUUGAGCUUUUCAAUCCCAUUGACUACCAAAAUCAGUUGCUGAGUGUUCUUAAAAUUAGCAAGGAAAAAGUAAACGAUUGUUACAAGCUCAUCCUUGAUGUAUCAACAAGACCCCAGGCCCAAGGCAAUGGUGGUGCAUGUAAGAGGAAGGUGGAGGAGAGGGUUCCUAGCAGCCCUAGUGGAGUGAUUGAUGCUGCAUUUGGCAGUGAUAGCUCGAACGAUUCUUGGGGCACGGUGUCCUUAUCGCCUGAGCAGCAGCCACCUUUUAAGAAGAGCAGAGCCCAAGAGCAAGUAAUGCGUUUGCCAUCACUCAACCGAGUCUUUGUAGACAUUGUUGGCAGCCCUUCUUAAUUAAAUCUCCCUUCUCUCUCUCCCUCGCUCUCUCCAUCUCUUUCUUUGUUCCAAAAAGAUCUAUAUUUAUUAUGCUUAUGUUCCCUUUUGGUUCAAGGAACCAAAUGUUAAGUUAAAAAAAAUGAAAAAAACAAAGUAAAAGGUGCAUUGAAAUUGAAGAAUGUAUUUUGGGUAUUUUGGCACCUCCAUGUUUCCAUCUACAAGUGUCUUUUCAAAGCAAUAGUUUUAUAUGUA